AUGUCCCGUUUUGCGAGUGCGAGGCCGGUGGUCUUCGACUUCCCCGGGGCAGCUUCAGUCUUGCCGUCUCUGCACCGUCCUCGCUCCUUACCGCGUUCAUUUCGCGUUCCCUACUCCAUUGCAACCCCGACCCGUGGGCCGCCACGUCGCGAGUUCUCUAUCAUGGCGCAUCCUCCUAGCGAAUUCUUUGAAUAUACGUCAGGGCGGUGGAUCUUCAACGAUGGCCUUCGCCACGCAGAGUGCAGACGUGUCUUCAAGGUCGAUGAGCUAUGUCGACUCGCAGCGGAGGCCGUCAAUCGGAGUCCUGAUGCUAUUAUGCAUAUGGAGAAACUAGCCGAGGGUGGGUUUAACCGCACCUUCCUCAUUACCAUGCGCUGUGGCUUCCAAACGGUGGCACGUAUCCCGUACCCGGCUACGAUUCCCAAGUACUUUGCUGUCGCCAGUGAGGUGGCUACUAUGGCUUUCCUCCGUUCCUCUGGGCUGCCUCCACCUGAGGUUUACGGAUACUCACCUACGCCGAACAACGCGGCAGGGACCGAGUAUAUUUUCAUGGAAUUCGUACAAGGCACCAAUUUAAGUGACAUAUGGUUUGGCCUAGGAGAAGGGGAAAUCAUUUCAAUCUCACACCAACUUGCUGAACUCGAGUCGGGCAUUACACUAGAAAACAAGUCUUUCUGCGUCGGCCCAGAUACAAGUCUGCGUCUAUGGUAUGGCAGGAGAUCACAGCUCGACGCAGAUCGAGGUCCAUACGAAAGUGCCGAAGCAGCCCUUUUAAGAGGGGCCGAAAAGGAACUAGCUUAUUUACGGCGGUUUGGUCGACCCCUGUUGCCGUUCCAGCGCAUAAGGAGAGAGGCUUAUAAGUACCAGGAGCAGCCAGCCGUCAGAUCACAUCGAGAACCUAGACCGCUAUCUUCUCAUCGCGCCCUCACUCAUCCCCAGGAACCCGGCCCUCAGUCGCCGGACUCUAACUUGCACAUCGUCGGCCUGAUCGACUGGCAACACACCUCGAUCCUACCCCUGUUUCUUCUUACCGGUAUACCCCAACAGCUACAGAACUACGAUGAUAUUGGCUCGCAAUCUAUGACGCGGCCUUCGUUGCCGGAGAAGUUGGAUGACUUGGACGAAACCCACCAAAGCGAAGAGGUGGAACUCUACCGUCGCCGCCUCGUCCAUUACCACUACGUCAAAAGCACGGAGGAGUACAACGAACUUCAUUACGCGGGGUUAACGGACCCCAUGGGCAUGCUCCGCCACCGUCUGUUCUCCCAUGCUAGUGACCCAUGGGAGGGCGAAACUCUCGAGCUGAAGGAUUGCGCUGAUACAAGCAACAGAGAGUGUCCUGUUGUGUUCGACCCCGACGACGUACGCGAGACGAUGAAGCUGGGUGCAGAACAGAGAGAAGCGGACGAGUGUCUAGAAGUGUGCCGGGUUGUGAUUGGCUCCGGACCGGAGGGCUGGAUGCCCGCCGAACACUACGGAGAGGCCAUGGCACUCAGCAAAAAGCUGAAGGAGAAUGGAUUGGCGGCGGCUGAGUCGGAGGAGGAACGGGCUCAGAUCGCAGCGCACUGGCUCUUGGACGACAUGGACGAAGAGGAAUACAUGUGA
Pisolithus orientalis is the source of this 1605-nucleotide messenger RNA. RefSeq names its product protein kinase subdomain-containing protein PKL CAK Fmp29. Bases 1 to 1605 code for a protein of 534 amino acids. The transcript has 6 exons. Gene Ontology annotation, cellular component: mitochondrion. Lineage: Eukaryota; Fungi; Basidiomycota; Agaricomycetes; Boletales; Pisolithaceae. The record is from RefSeq and is a predicted model, not a curated record.